AGCAGUCAGUUUCCCCUCCUCUCUGCAGUCUUUCAGUGCUUACAUCUGAAUCCAGGCAGUUACCCAAUCUGAUUGCUAUGUGAGCUUGUUCCUGCCAACCUCUUCAUUUGAAAGGCCUCGGACUAAGGUUAUUAAGGACUGUAAGGAUCCAUUGUGGAAUGAAACCUUCUACUUCAGGAUACAGAAUUGCGUCAAAAAUGUUUUGGAACUGAUGGUUCACGAUGAAGAUAUGUGCCUAAUGGAUCGCCAUCUCCUUACUGUCCUCUUUGAUGUUUCUAAAAUCAACCUUGGAGAAACAGUUUGCCUCACAUUUCCACUGGACCCAAAAAUUCAAGAAGAGCUGGAAGUGGAGUUUAGCCUAGAGAGUAUCCCAGUUCCUUUUGAGCAUAUUGUUACUAAUGGCGUGCUAGUGUCUCGUGAAAUUUCCCGCUUGGAGGUACAGAUAAAUGGAGGAAAGAUGAAGAAGGAAUCAACAGAGAAAAACUUCAUGUUAACUGUUCAAGGAUCCUAUGAAGAAACCAAGAACAUAUCAUUGGACUCCGAGUUGCAUCUUACUGAUUCUGCUGUUUUUCACUACAUCAAAGAUAAACAAUCUGCGCUGGAAAUUGAACUGUCAAAGAAGACAUGUGGUACCAGUUCUAGUAAUGCAGAUGAAAAGGUUUGCCUCACUUUGCCUCUGGAUUCAUUUUCUGUGGAAGAGGAAAUAACUAUAGUCAAGGACAAAACAAUUAAUCUACGUGCACAAGUAAAAGAUUGGCCAAAAGGCCUAGAUGUGCGUUUGGGGUAUGACCUAUGUGUGGAGGAACAAAUGCUUAUCCAGAAACGGAAGAAGAUUGCUGCAGCUACCCUAAAAAAGGUUCUCCACUUAGAGAAGGAAUUGCAGAAUCAUGAGGUGCCAGUGGUGGCUGUUAUGUCAACAGGGGGUGGUGCCAGGGCAUUCACAGCUUUACAUGGCAACCUUUUUGGUCUUCAAAAGCUGGAUCUCUUAAAUUGCAUUUCAUAUAUCACUGGCUCUUCUGGCUCCACAUGGACGUUAUCAAAUCUAUACGAAGAUGUUCACUGGUCACAGAAGGACCUUUCAGGAGCAAUUGCAGAAGCUCGCAAGAACAUGAUCAAAAACAAGAUGAAUCUGUUUUCCUUUGAAAACUUAAAGGAAUACAGCCAAGCUUUGGAGCAGCGACAGAAGGAAGGCUACAAAACAUGUGUUACUGAUUUUUGGGGCCUCAUCAUUGACAAAGCCUUAGGCAAUGGGAACGGCAGCAGCACACUUUCAGGGCAGAAGCAUGCAUUGACUCAUGGUCAGAAUCCUCUGCCUAUUUAUAUGGUUCUCAACACCAAAGACAAGUACAGCCUUGCAGAAUUUAAAGAAUGGAUGGAAUUUACUCCCUUUGAGGUUGGUGUACUAAAAUAUGGGGCCUAUAUUCGUUCUGAGGAUUUUGGAAGCAAAUUCUUUAUGGGUCGGCGGAUGAAGAAGAUUCCAGAAUCUCACAUCUGUUAUAUGAAAGGUAUGUGGAGUAAUGUGUUUUCCUAUAACCUACUGGAUGCCUGGCGUGGUCUGGACACUUCAGAAGAAAGCUGUUUGCACAGAUAUACCCGGGACAAGGUCGUGGAUAUUGAGGAAAGUCCUCCUCAACCACCAACACCACAUGAACUGAAUACUCAGCUGGUUAUCCCUGCCUGUAAGAUUACUAAAGUCCUUCGUGAAAUCAUAACAAAGCGUAUAACAACUUCAGAGUUCUUUAAUUUCCUAAAAGAAUUCCAACUAAACAAUGGGUAUCUAGAUAAUAAGAACUUUGAUUUAUGGAAAGAUACAACACUGGACACUUUUCCUAACCAGUUGACAGAAACAUCGGAAUACCUGUCCCUCGUAGAUACUGCAGCCUAUAUUGACAUCAGCUACCCACCACUCAUGAGGCCAGAGAGAAAAGUGGAUGUCAUUCUGCAUUUAAAUUAUACUUCAGGAUCACAAACAAAGGCUUUAGACGAAGCUUCCAGAUACUUUUCAAAACAAGGGAUUCCAUUUCCCAAAGUAGAUUUGAGUCAUGUUAAGAAUAAGGAUCUAAAGGAGUGCUACAUUUUGGAAGAUGCUGGGAGCUCAACAGCACCCAUUGUGGUUUUUUUCCCUUUAGUAAAUGACACAUUCAGAAAAUAUAAAGCACCAGGUGUAGAACGUAGCCCCUCUGAAAUGAAGGAGGGUGAAGUUGAUGUGAGUAGUCCACAUUCACCGUAUGGAGUACAAUGUUUUAAGUACACAGAAGAUAAUUUUGAUAAACUGGUGAACCUGACAAGCUACAACAUCCAGAAUAAUAAAUACUUGAUCCACCUGGCUUUGCAAAAAGCAUUAGAACGAAAAAGACAACAGACAAAAUAAGCACUAAGCCAAAAACAUCUUUGGGAAAUGGAUGCACAGCUUUUGCAAUAAGGAAAUCAACUAUAUAUGUGAAAAAUGCUUAUGAGACAGCAUAAUUACAUUUUUCACAGAACAAAGUUUUAUCUCUGCUGGCUGCCCCAGUUGAAAAGAAGGUUAUCAGGUUAAAUUGUGAUAUUAGGAGAAAUAUAAAGGUCAUGGUGAAAAUAUAUGGAACGCUUUCCUUUCACAUACAGAUAUAGAAGUAUUUAUUUAAAAUUAACAAAACUGAAAUGUUUUUAAAUGUAAACAAAUAUCUUAAAAGAACAUUAAUAUCCUGGAUAUACUAGAAACAAAAACUCCAGUAGAUCAUGCUUGAGAAUGUACAAAGUGAAUAGUUGUUCAAACUGCUAAGCACAACUCUCCGGGGGCUCUGUUAGGGCCAUGUGUGGGAGGCGGCUGGAAGAAGAAGAGACUGGUCCUGCUUGCUUAGCCAGAUGAGUUCCAGCUGUGUAGCAGUGCCCAAGGCCCCCAACCAAUUAGCAGGGCUGGGAGCAAGGUCCAGGUAUUGGACCUGAGGAAAAGCUCCCUCUCCCUGGUCCAGUCUUGGACUAUAAGUUGGGGCUGACCUGCAAGCUGGGUAGGGACAUAGGAAGCUGCCAUAUACUGAGUCAGACUCAGUCACACUCAUGAAUGCAAACCAUCCUUGUCAAGCCUCAGUGCUUGGAUAACAAUGUUGCUUGACUGAUCUCAAAGACAUAUUCUAAAACUUCCUUCACACAAUAUUUUUCAUACACAGAGAAAAUCUCCAUAUAGCAACAUGUGUGAAGAACUUGUGAGUGUCCAUUUGCCACAAUGAUAUAUGUUAGGAAGCUGAUGUUCUAUUUUUCUGUGGCACAGUUCAAGGCACCCUCCUUGGCACAUUUCAUUUUCUGGUCAGCCAUGUUCAAAUUUCUGCUGCAGCAAUUUCAGGCAUUUUUUCUGCUAUUGGGAAAGAACUGCAAAGCCCUCUUCCUGUCUUGCUUUUCGUCUUGUAUUUCUUCCACUUUCCAGUUCCCCAUCAUCUUGUCCAGACUCCAGAUCUUGGAGAACAGAUGCAGCUGCCUUGGGAUUGUUUUAAUGGAAAGGUGGUAUAUAAACUUAACAAUAAAUAAAAAUAAAUAAAUAAAUCUGUGAUUACUGAGCAAGCUUGCAAGGAAAAGUGAGACAAAACAUAGCUUAGGAAACAAUAGGAUAUGAAUUUGAGAAGAAAGGAAGUGAUUGCCUCUCCUAAAUACACCUUCAGCACCUGUCCAGUUUCCAUUGACAUUUAAUGGUUUAUAAAAGGAAACACAUCACUUUUUGUAAAUGGUACCGCAAGAGAUAUCAUUUAAUUUUUCAUGGGUAUUUAUUAUAUGCCCAUGAUUCAUUCCCUCUCCCAAUAGUGUCCAUAGUGGUCUGCAAGUGUAUCACUAGUGAUCUCCAACUUAAAUUAUAUAUCAGACUGGAAACCAGUCUGAAUUCAUUUCAGCAUAUUUCUCUUUUAAAAAUGGAAGUUAUGUUGUACACAGAGUGUGCUUUCACUUUCAUUUGAAGAUUACCAUUGCAAUAUCUUGUUUGCCCCUUCCCCCCAAAUAAUCUUCUUACUACUAUUGUCUUAGGUAAAUAUUGGCAUGAUACAUUCCACAAAUUUAACAAAAUGUCAUGUUAGGACUAAUCCCAAGGAAACACGUGAAAUCCUUGCCCUAUGUGGAACUUUCCCCUCCUUCCCUAUGCCCCAAAUAUCCCCCUCCCUCCUGGGGUUGGAUUAUCCAUUGGGCACAAAUAGGCACAGUGCCUAGGGCCUACAGAGCUCCCAAAAGUAUACAAGAAAGUUCUAGCUCACCCACCCCCAAAUUUCACCUGACACAAAAAAUGAGAAAAGAAAACUGCUAAAUCAAACUUAAUAAUUUCUUUAAUUGAAUUACUUUAACAGCAUAACAAAAUAGUACAAAGUAUAGUGUGGAUAACGGAAUUAAGUUUAAUUAAAUUAGCUCUGACUUAAGUAAAUGCAAAUUUGACUUAAGUAAAUGCAACUUUAACUUUGUGGCUCCUUUUGUUAGCAAAAUCAUGGACUACACCUUCCAAUUUCAAUUUUUGCCAAAUCUCAUUCUCAGUUGAGAGUAGUGCAAGUGAAGAUAGUCUUUUCUAUCACUUGGUUGACCUAAGACAGUUCUUUAUAUGUUUCAGCUUUGAAAAAGAGUGCUGCUCUUCACAGCUUUUUCUAAAAGUGGCAAGAUGCAUCCUAAAAGCAAUGUUAACGUUUGGAAAACUUGUCACCAUACUCUUUCCACUAGUGGAGUAGAUAUGUGGCAAAAAAUAAACUGAAUCCUGCAUUUUGGUCUACAAAGCAUGUCAUUUGGCAGAAAUGUCAGAUAUGUGUGGUUUUAGGAAAUAAAGGUGGGAACCCCAAAACUUCAGUAUGGCACCUAAAAAGCCAGCGUGGUGUAGUGGUUAGAGUGCUGGACUAGGACCGGGGAGACCCGAGUUCAAAUCCCCAUUCAGCCAUGAAACUAGCUGGGUGACUCUGGGCCAGUCACUUCUCUCUCAGCCUAACUUACUUCAUAGGGUUGUUGUGAAAGAGAAACUCAAGUAUGUAGUACACCGCUCUGGGCUCCUUGAAGGAAGAGCAGGAUAUAAAUGCAAAAUAAUAAUAAUAAUAAAUAAAUAAUAUGGUGUCAUAAUAUCCAAAUAGAUCUUUAUUAUGGUCUUUGACCAGCAUAAAGUAGGUUACAAUGAAGUGUCUUUAAAAUGGCACAAAAAGGCAUACAAAUCGUGAUUAAAGUCUUAAACUCCUUAAAUAUCUAAAUCCUAAAAUAUUAAAAUCCCUAAGGCUUAAAAGCUCAAAAUCUUGAAAUCCUCAAAUCUUAGAGUCUAUAAAGCUCUAGGGGGAGUCAGACUGUCAACAGGGGUUGGGAAGGAUGGAGAGAGCGAUAUGGCUGGGCUAGUAGCCAAUUAUACCUCCUCCUCUGCUACCACAGGAAGAAGAGUGUCUUGCCUAACAAGGCGAGCCCCCCACCCCACCCCCCGCUUCUACCUCAGCUGCCACAUGCAGCUGUGCUGCAGGACCAGGCUUCUAUGGAUAGGUGAGAACUGUUCAGCACCACAGCAGCGGGGUGACUGGGGGAGUAAGCUCCUCUCACUGUCACCCAUGGUGACCAGCAGCAUUUCCCCUCCCUCAGCCUGGCAAUCUGCUUCUGGCCCUGGCUCGCACCCUCUCAGAUAUUUUGGGGGUUUUAAAAUUUUAAGCCCUAACUGGUGGCGGCGGCAGGGAGAAGAAGCACCUUUAAGGGAGUAAGAGGUCAAGGGUGGUCUAUUUAUGCUCUGUGCACCACACACAGCAAGUCACCUUAAGUGGCACAGCAGGGAAAUGCUUGACUAACAAGCAGAAGGUUGCCGGUUCAAAUCCCUGCUGGUACUCUAUCGUGCAGCAGCAAUAUAGGAAGAUGCUGAAAGGCAUCCUCCCAUACUGCGUGGGAGGAGGCAAUGGUAAAUCCCUCCUGUAUUCUACCAAAGAAAACCACAGGGCUCUGUGGGCGCUAGGAGUUGAAAUCGACUUUGACGACACACUUUACUUUUUACCAUACACCGCGCUUUCUAUAGCUCUGUAGUGCACACAAAGAAACUAGAAGCAUUAAAUCCCCCCCCCAAUAAAGAAGCAGGGUUUAUUGGGGGGUUGGGUUCUUUUUUCAUUGUUAGGGGACCAGCAACAAUGGGGCAAGUUAGUCUAAGAGAAGACAAAGGGUAGGGGAUUUUUGUUGCCUCUCUAACCCAAACCCACCCCUCCUGUCCUACAGUACUGCCACUACCCACCUAAUCCCCCUUCCCCAAACUAGGUUCUAUUUAAAGAACUCUAAUAACCUGAUCAAGGUGGCGGGGGGGGGACACCUCUCACCUUCUGGCAUCCAGCUGGGGGCUUCUACUCCAGCGUGUUCAGUUGGAGUCUGCCAAGCUUUGUUCUCUUUGUUUUCUCUCUGGGCUGACUCAAACAGGGGAGUGUUGUGCCCCCAGGGGGUCCAGGGAUCAGGGCCUUUGGGAUUUGAGCCAAACUCUAGGCCAGUUUCUGGGCUUGCCAGGAUUUCUCUAAUAAAGGAUGUAAUGGACUACUCAACAUACGGUUGACCAAAUAUGCUUUUAUUGGAAUUGUAGUUUUCAUAGUUGAAAGAAGAUGUAUUUGGCUAAUGAACUAAUAUGCCAUUGAUGUAUCAGUAUGCCAUUGUAUUGCUUUCCAGUGAUUGUAUUAACAGAAUAGAAUUGCCUUUGCUUUACAUGCAUAGCAUUUGCUUCACAUAUGCCUUUGUAAUUGCUUUACACACUAUGCUUUGAUACACAGCAUUAUAAAUUAG
Hemicordylus capensis (graceful crag lizard) is the source of this 6711-nucleotide messenger RNA. RefSeq names its product cytosolic phospholipase A2 epsilon-like. The transcript has 19 exons. The record is from RefSeq and is a predicted model, not a curated record. Gene Ontology annotation, biological process: glycerophospholipid catabolic process. Gene Ontology annotation, molecular function: calcium ion binding; calcium-dependent phospholipid binding. Bases 212 to 2371 code for a protein of 719 amino acids. Lineage: Eukaryota; Metazoa; Chordata; Lepidosauria; Squamata; Cordylidae. Gene Ontology annotation, cellular component: cytosol.